Messenger RNA from Fonticula alba, 903 nucleotides. RefSeq lists its product as hypothetical. The record is from RefSeq and is a predicted model, not a curated record. NCBI's taxonomy places the organism in Eukaryota, Rotosphaerida, Fonticulaceae. The transcript has 3 exons. The coding region runs from base 1 to 903 and encodes 300 amino acids.
AUGAUUGCGGCCUACCUGCGCGAGGCCAACUUGCAGGCCGUGGCCGCCCAGCUAGAUCGGUCCCUGGAGCGCCGGCUACAGGUGGCCGCCUCGCGGCCCGGGUCGCGCGCUGCCCUGCGCGCGGCCAUCCGUGCCGGCGACUGGCCCGAGGCCGAGCGCCUGGCCGUGCUGCUCGGGCUGGCCCCGGCCGCCGGGCUACCCAUCGAGGCGCCGGUGUCCGGGUCCGUGGCACCGGGCGGCCCUGCCGGCGGGAUGGCCCCCGGCGCGGGUACUUCCGCCAUCAGCAGCGGGGGCAUUCCCGGCGCGGCCGGCGCCACUGGCAGCGCAACCGCCGCGGCCGCGGCCGCUGCCGCCAUCCCCCAAGCCGGCCCCCCUGCGGACGAGCACCAGCCCCCCCUGCCCGAGCUCCUGGCCGCGCUGGAGCUGGCCCCGCCGAGUUCCUUCCUCCUGUACACGCUACUGCGCCAGCAGUUCCUGGAGCUGGUCGACCUCGGCGAGCCAUCCCGCGCCCUGGCUCUGCUCACGCACCGGAUCAAGCCCCUCUGGCCACCGGGCCCGGCGCCGGCCUACUGCGCGCAUCGCUUUCACCCGGACGACUUCCGGGAGCUCUGUCGUGUUCUCACCUGCGCCUCGGUGGCCGAGGCCCCGUACUUGGCUGAUUGGCCCGGCGUCACUGGCGGCCGUGACCGGAUCAUUGUCCUCUUCAGCCCGGACCUGGUGGAUGAGGUUGCCACCGGGCAGCUCCUGGGCCAUUGGGGCAAGUGGGCCGAUGAUGAGCUCGCUCCACCACCCGCGCGCCUGGUCACCCUGCUGAAGCGUGGCGUGGCAUUCCGCCUUCAGCAGCACCAGUAUUCCCCGUCCGAUGUGUGCCAGACCAGUUCACGGGGCUACUCACAGUCGUGA